Molecule: messenger RNA, 1876 nt
Organism: Cladocopium goreaui
Lineage: Eukaryota; Dinophyceae; Suessiales; Symbiodiniaceae
Source: the annotation of a GenBank genome assembly
AUGUCUGGCUUCAAGCCGGUGGAGAACCUGGAGGAUGGCAGCGAACUUGAGGCUGACGUUUCCUUCCGAAUGAAACGGUCCACGUUGAAGAAGACUGCUGUAGCAGUGGCAACUGCUAUGGUCGUUUGUGUGGGCAUUUUUGCCUUGUCAACGAAUGGCUUCAGCCACAACUGCAACAAUGUUGGAGCUUUGCAAGGCAAGUCUGCUUUGGAUCUUGACUCUGCCAUCCGCACCACUAGUGAAAAACUGAUUCAGGCAGCCAAGAACAAUCAAACUCUGGCUGAUGAGACUGUGAUGAAGGCCAUGGUGAAGGCAGGUCACAAGGUUCAGGACCACUGGGAGAAGCACCACAUCCGCAAGUUGGAUACUCUUGUGACGAUCCGAAAGGUGAAAGGAUUCCGCCAAGGACAAAAGGCCGCGCUUGCUGGACGUGCGGAAUGCUCCUUCAACAUUUUGGAGGCAUUUGUCUCAGCAGUGGGUAUGGGUGAUGACAUCAAUGCCAUCAUUCGAACUUGCCCUGCACCUCGUGAUGGUGAGUCUGAGUUGGCUUGCCAGGUGAACGGUGGCAUCCUGGGUGCUUGGGUAGGAAACCUUGCUACAAAGCUGGCCUUAGCAGCUUCCAAUUGUGCCCUGAGCAUCAACGUGGAUGCCAUUUGCUCUGCUGGUGUCACAGGCUUGGUGUCAGCCAUGGGAGAGAUUGCAGCUGGAGCUUCUUUGGGUGCGGCCGUAUGUACCGGAACUCCGCCACAAUUGACCACCACCAAGAUCAGUGUCCUGGGAGAUCAGACUGUCCGGGACAGUCGACGUUUGCUGAUUGGAGAAGGCGCUGUCGGCAACGGUGUGCAGUGUGGUGUGGAUGUGGGCAUGGUGGCAGCCAACAUUGCAAACAUGGGUCUUGCCAUCAACAAGGCCGUGAAUGUGAACAAGUGCAAAGCGAGCACCUUCCGUUCACCAUUGAACGUGGUCAAGGGCAUCCCAGAGUCACUUUGCACCGUCGACAUUGGUGGUGCUGUGGCCUACAUCGGUCAGGACUUUCUGGAUGUCAACGCACUUUGUGCUGGCUCCAUUGCUGCGAUCACCACGGGUGCAGCGGCCAUUGCGCCCUACGGCGCAGCAGUGCACGCGGCCUGCGCCAACAACCAUUUCUUGAAAACACCCAAGAGUCAAGAACAGCUUUCUGCAUUGUGGAAUUCCCCGGGCUAUGAUCCUGUGUCAGGCCUGAAACACCCUCGACGCUUGACGGAGGAGGAAGAGAUGGCUGCUAAGCAACCCUUGAAGGAAAGCUUGGCUCAGAUCGCAGCGAACCGUGACACUUUGGAGGAGCUGAAGAAGGUGACGGAUGUUCCCAAGCCGGGCAACACAGAGGCAGACAUGGAGACUCUCUUGAGCCUCAUGGGCGGCGAGGACAAGCCGCGUGCCGCCUGGCCAUUUGAAUGCUAGGUCACGUUGAGAGCCGUGAGGACAGCUUUUCGACGUGUCGCCUAUUCUCAGUAAGUGGUCAGAUCGUGUCAGAAGAUGAAAUGCAGCUGACACAUCACGGAAUCGUAAUCAUUUUGAUUAUAUUUGAAUAUAUAAUUAAUAAUAGACAUAUUUGAUCCAUUUUGAUUUUCUUUCUAUCAGCUUAAACGCUGUUGGUGCUAGGUCAACAUGACCUAGCUACCUGAAAUUACCUGGAUCAUGGAUGAUUUGGGUAGGCUGUUUUUGGGUUGGUGUGGAAUCUCUGCAUCAGUAAAUCCCUUCCUGUGCUUCUGCUGACCUGACGACAGUCCAUGUCGAAUGGUACUGGCAAAACCCUGUUGACUGUGGCUUUUGCAGCUUCAAAAAGAGUUGCGAGAUCCAGCAGAAUGCAGAAAGUGACAUCCACAUUCCUGUCCAU